Molecule: messenger RNA, 1725 nt
Organism: Melitaea cinxia (Glanville fritillary)
Lineage: Eukaryota; Metazoa; Arthropoda; Insecta; Lepidoptera; Nymphalidae
Gene: smg
Product: protein Smaug
Biological process (GO): negative regulation of translation; regulation of mRNA stability; nuclear-transcribed mRNA poly(A) tail shortening
Cellular component (GO): P-body
Molecular function (GO): mRNA binding; translation repressor activity; protein binding
Source: RefSeq, a predicted model, not a curated record
AUGAACGGCACGUUUUACGACCAGCUGGGGGGUGUGGUUGGGUUGUUCGAGCAAUGGGGCGCUUGUGAGCGGACGGUGGUAGCGUGUGCUCUUGCCCGAAGAGUCCCUUGGCCUGGCCUCAAGUUGGUUCAGAGGGCCGUCGAGGCGGCCCUGCAGAGCCAUGUCGAGGACGAGCGGUCGGAGAGAGACGCCAAUGAUGAGACUUUCCUGGCGAGUCUCCUCGCCGCCCGAGCGGAAGAUGAUGACGAAGAAGACGAGGAACGCCUCCGGCAACUGCUGACCCUGGUCCCGCUAUUGCGUUCGGAUAACGAGCGCGCGAAGAGCGUGUACGUGGGCGCCGUGCCCGCGCUCGUGCAGCGCUGCGUGGACGCGCCGCGCCGCACCGCCACGCCGGCGCUGUGCCGCCAGCUGCUCGUGUACCUGCUGGCGCACCCCGCGCUCGCGAUGCACGACCAGAGUGCACUAACGCAAUGGCUACGCUAUUUAGAAAACCAUAUGUCAGGAAACAGAACGACGGAAUCGGUGUGGCAGCAAAGGAUAGACCCGUGCCUCCUACCAGACUCGAACAUAUGGGCGACCAACAACACUUUCAGACGGACCAUCGGCAAGAACGUCGACUUUAGACGAAUGCUAGACUCGGUAGACCAGACGCCUUAUACGGAUAUUUUGCAAGAAUCCUUCUCCAAGAACGGUAGAGAUGUAGACCUUAGUAUAGAUGGAGAUAUCCUGAACUUUGACCCAGCGGUCGCCCAACCCAAGUCCCAAAGAUCGAACAGUCUGACCCCGCCUUCGACUAAUUUCACUCACAUGUCAUCAUCCGCUGAGAAUUUGAGUGAUGAGCCCUUCGUCCAGAAACCUAGGAGCUUUUCUCUGUCCAGUGAGCACAGUUUGAGCCAGUUGCGACCGAUCAGUAUAAUGUACGGUACGACGGGCAGCGAGACGAGGUUGGAUGAUCUCAGAUCGAACAACUUUACGGAACAUCCGGGUAUGUCCACAGUGGCACAAUGGCUCAAGAGCCUGAGGCUACAUAAGUACGUGUGGCUGUUCACUAACAUCACGUACGACCAAAUGAUGGCGAUCGACGAGAAGUAUCUAGAAAAAUUAGGUGUAACAAAAGGUGCUAGACACAAAAUACUCUUAUCAAUAAAGAAGUUGAAUGAACGGGGAGCCAUAUUGGAAGGUAUCCAGGCGGAGUUGUCGUCGGGUGCGGGAUGCGUGCUACGCGCGCUAGAGCGACUGCGCGGCGUACUGCUGUCGCCCAUGCCGCCCGCCUCCGACCUGCCCGCCGCCGUAGUGGCCGCGCUCGACACUGGUAGCUACACCACACAACAACUGUCGCCAAUAGCGUCCCCGUCUCGCGUGUACUCCAGCGCGGCGCGCGUGGAGCCCGGUGCGCUCGACCCCGUGUCGCUGCACUGCUGGCUCAUCGAGAAGGCGCUGCACCACGAGUCGUUCAGCAGCCCCGAGCUGCAGGCGGCGCUCCGUCGGCUGCGGCACCGCCUGCCGCCGCGCCAGUUCUUCCACCUCGUGGGCGACGCGCCGCACCGCCGCCUCAAGCACAGAUGGCGCGCGCCGCAGGGCCCACUGCGCCGCUCGUGGGCGCCGCCCCCGCGCGGCAAGUCCCACUCGUACCCACCCUUCCGCCCGCCCACGCGCUGCCCCGCCCGCCCCCGCCGCCCUCCGCCGACGACUACUCCGGCCUCGACGCGCUCUGCCUGCAGAUGA